Molecule: messenger RNA, 4795 nt
Organism: Sinocyclocheilus grahami
Lineage: Eukaryota; Metazoa; Chordata; Actinopteri; Cypriniformes; Cyprinidae
Product: serine/threonine-protein kinase LATS1-like
Exons: 8
Coding region: 148-3474 (1108 amino acids)
Biological process (GO): regulation of organ growth; G1/S transition of mitotic cell cycle; hippo signaling
Molecular function (GO): ATP binding; protein serine/threonine kinase activity
Source: RefSeq, a predicted model, not a curated record
GGCUUUUGUGACGCGCAUGACAACCGUUGUUAAACUCAAGACGACAGUAAAUACCAAAGAGAAGCAGACGGUCCUUCAGCAAAUACAUGCAUCUGUCAGACACAGCAGAGGAGGUGUUCGCGGUUUAAAGCUCGCAGGGGGCUAUACAUGUCCAAACACGAUGCCUCACCAACAUUAAAUGGUGAAAUAUUGAAAUCCAGGCAGUUUCACUCUUCCACCCAGGAGACUCUUCACAUGAAGAGGGGCGAGAAACCCGAGGGAUACAGACAAAUGCGACCCAACACGUUCCCUGCGAGCAACUACAGUGGCAAUAGUCAACAAAUGCUGCAGGAGAUCCGAGAGAGCUUGCGGAACCUCUCCCGGUCAUCAGAUGUUCCCAAAACCGACGUGAGCGUUGGGAAGGGACCGCCGGACGAUCCCAGACAACAAGGGCGCAGCAACAACCCCAGGAACCCCCACCAUCACAGAGCACUGCAGGAGAUCCGCAGGUCACUCAUGCCAUUUGCUAAUGAAACUACCUCCAGCGGACACGCUGCAGAUAUCAACAGACACAUGCUGCAAGAGCUGCAGGAUGCUGGCUUUGAUGAGGUAAUGGACCUUUACAUCAGUAGGAUGAACUUCCAGGAGCCUGCGAGGGAGCAGAGAACGGCACGCCCUGUCAACACGGCCAUAAAACAAGCAGGUCCAUCCCAAAUCCCACAGGCACUGUUGCGGCACCAAAGCUGGAAGGGUUCAAAGGAAUCUCUAGCCCCACAGCGGCACAGUGCUCUAAUGUCUGAUGGCAUGAUUUACCGUCCCAGUAGCCCUGGACCUCAAAGCGACCUCUCACGGCCUGCUACCUUUCCUCAAAAUCUUGCUGCUGGAGCUAGCAGUCAGCGAGUGAACCUUCCCCUCCCACGGCAGGUGCGUAGCAUCACUCCUCCUCCCUCCUCAUGGGACUCCAAUCCCGCAACCAAGUGGUAUUCUGGGAACUUGGAUUACUUGGUGCCUCGGAUCUCUCCUGUGCCUCAGGGGCCCCGACCCGAUGGUUAUAUAAACUCUCCGUCUCAGGCACAGCGAGGGAUCAGUCCAGUGCCAGUGGGUCGGCAACCCAUCAUCAUGCAAAACUCGGGGGGCAACAAGUUCACCUUCCCUCCGUCCUGGCUUCAGAAUGGCAACAUACAAAGUGAGUAUGUGGGCAUUAAUAGCAGUGGCUGGCAGCCACCACCACCUCCGUAUCCCAUGCACCAGACUAGCCGACAGAGUCCCACGGCCCAGCAGAUGCAAUCCAGCGCUCUUGCUGCACCCUUAAACGGAGCCAACAAAAGUGCCCCAAGCAUGCUGGUGCCCAACCGCAAUAGCCACAACCUUGAUAUGUACAACCUUGGGGUACUAGCCCAGGUCAGACCUCCUGUGCAGCAGGCUCAGACUUCCCCCGGUCACAGCACCAAUCAGGAUGUUCCUUCGUCAUGGCCCCAUAGUGUGCCGGGGCGCUCCAACUCCUUCACCAAUGCUCAGCCCAGUGGACGUCAGUGCCCAUCUGUGCCCAGCUCUCAACCUUCCGGCACUACGGUCACCACCAUUACACAGGCCCCCAUUUUGCAGCCGGUAAAGAGUAUGCGUGUGCAGAAGCCAGAGCUGCACACCGCCGUGGCCCCUACGCUCCCACCUUGGAUGCAGCAGCCACCCCCUCCAGCCUCUGCUUAUCAAGAACCAUCUGCUCCCACGGCUGCCCCCGAAGUCCCGAGCUACCAAGGCCCACCCCCUCCUUAUCCUAAACACCUGCUACAGCAGUCACCUCCACCAGGGUACGACCCCAACCCAGGCCCAAAACCUAGCAACAAAGAAGAGGAUGGAGUCGACAAUGACAAUGACACUGACAGCACCUGCUCCAGCGAGCGUGCUGAGGGCUCUGAGGAACGCGAGAAGAAACAAAUCACGACAUCUCCAGUGCCGGUGCGGCGUUGUAAACGUGACGAGGAGCGCAAGGGGGAAAGCAGAGUUCCCAUGUACUCCCCACAGGCUUUCAAGUUCUUUAUGGAGCAGCAUGUGGAGAACGUCCUGAAGAAUAACCAGCAGAGGAUCCGAAGGAAGAAGCAGUUGGAGAGUGAGAUGCAGCGGGUGGGACUUUCAAGUGAUGCACAGGAGCAGAUGCGCAUGAUGCUGUGCCAGAAAGAAUCCAACUACAUCCGCCUCAAGCGCGCCAAAAUGGACAAAUCCAUGUUUGAAAAGAUCAAGACUUUGGGAAUCGGGGCGUUUGGAGAAGUGUGUUUGGCUCGGAAAGUGGACACUGGAGCACUGUAUGCCAUGAAGACCCUCCGUAAAAAAGAUGUACUGUUGCGGAACCAGGUGGCCCAUGUGAAAGCUGAGCGGGAUAUUCUCGCUGAAGCUGAUAAUGAGUGGGUUGUAAGGUUGUACUACUCGUUUCAGGAUAAAGAUAACUUGUAUUUUGUCAUGGACUACAUCCCUGGUGGGGACAUGAUGAGUCUUUUGAUCAGAAUGGGCAUUUUCCAAGAGGACUUGGCUCAAUUUUACAUUGCCGAGCUCACCUGUGCUGUGGAAAGCGCCCACAAAAUGGGUUUUAUCCAUCGAGACAUCAAACCUGACAACAUCCUAAUUGAUCGUGAUGGACACAUUAAACUGACAGACUUUGGCCUGUGCACUGGCUUCCGAUGGACUCACGACUCCAAAUACUACCAAAGCGGUGAUCACGUGCGUCAGGACAGUAUGGACUUCAGUAAGGAAUGGGAGGAUAGUGCUAAUUGUCGCUGUGGAGACCGACUGAAGCCACUGGAGCGCAGAGCUGCUAGACAACAUCAGCGCUGCUUGGCACACUCAUUGGUGGGCACUCCCAAUUACAUCGCACCUGAGGUUCUGCUGCGCACAGGUUACACCCAGCUCUGUGAUUGGUGGAGUGUGGGUGUUAUCCUCUAUGAGAUGGUAGUCGGUCAGCCUCCUUUUCUGGCAACAACUCCUCUUGAGACCCAGAUGAAGGUGAUAAACUGGCAGAUGACCCUACACAUUCCCCUGCAGGCCAAGCUGAGUCCGGAGGCCACCGACCUGAUCCUGAAGCUCUGCCGUGGCCCGGAAGACCGGCUUGGGAAAAAUGGAGCUGAUGAGAUUAAAGCCCAUCCCUUCUUCAAAAGCAUUGACUUCUCCACAGAUCUGCGGCAGCAACACCAUGCGCCUUACAUUCCCAAAAUCACACACUGCACUGACACCUCCAACUUUGACCCCGUUGACCCCGACAAACUCUGGAGCGACGAUGCUGACAGCAACCACAACGACACGCUCAACUGCUGGUUCAAGAACGGCAAGCACCCGGAGCACGCCUUCUACGAGUUCACCUUCCGCCGCUUCUUCGACGAUAACGGCCACCCGUACAGCUGUCCCAAGCCCAUCGAGUGCGAGGAUUAUGACGGGGAGGAGGACGAGCCCAUCAACCCGUCGAAGGGGUUCGGGCCAGAACAGGGGCGGGAUUUAGUGUAUGUUUAGUGUGAAAUCAAAAGAAACCAACCAGAAAUAGUUUUAUAUGAGCAGAAAUAAAGCAAGCCUGUAAUGUAGGACCAUUCAUAUCAGCAUUGUGAUUAUUUUCAUGACGAGUACAUUUCAAACCUCAAUUUCUCAUUACUGUAAUGCAAACAAAUGUGUCUAAUAAUAAUUAAACAUCAUAGUAGUAUUUUUUUCACUGCCUUUAUGCUGGUGUGAAGAAAUAAUGCAUGACUUUGCAUUACUGUAAAACAUUUAUUUUACAUAAAAAUAACUAUAAUGCAAUUAAAACAAUGAAAAUGACAAAUUCAAAAAUAAAAUAUUUGAACGUAAAAGGAAUUUUGGGGGGAAACGUGUUUAAUUCUCAUGAACAUGGCAACAAUUUUAAAAGGCCUAAAAACUGGCUGAUUUUUAUUAUGCAAAAUAUAAUUUCUUAAUUCUUUUGAUUUAUUGGUAACAUCGGGGCGUAUUUUCACGAGACAGACCUGUGUAGGAUGUGAGCGUGUUUUUUUUAUUUAUUGUAUAUAUAUGUUUAUGUAUGUUUUCUCUCUUCCGUCUAUGGUGGUGACUGGUUGAGUCUGCCUUGACACUUUGUGCUGUAUUUAUUAUUUUAGUUCAGGAUGCACUUGUCUGGUGCCUUUUAAACAACCGAGAAUCUAAUGAUGCAGUGGAGCUCUGUAUUUUUACUCUUUAAUUUAUUUAAAGACUUUUUUUUUUUAAAUGGUAGCUGAAACAAGUUGAGUAUUUUCUUCCUGAAAUGAUGUCUUUAUUUAUGAUUGUAUGGAUUUGUUUCUUGUUCUUAGCGGCACAGGGCAUUAGAAUGCACAGGGACUUUGAUUUUAUGCUUUCUUUCACCAAAACUACAAGGGGGAUCAUCAUGUACGCUGACCGUUCAUUAUACAAGUUCCCAAAAAGAAACAUUGUAAAUUGUUGCUCUGUGAAUUUUUUAUUUAUACACAUAAAAAUUGUAUAUAUAAGUUAUGCAGUGUAAAUGAGUACUUUUCUCCCUGUUCUUAGUUCCAAAGGUUUAGGAAAGGAACCAUGGGCUAGAUCCUGUUCUGUUCAACAGGAUAUGAUGUCAAAACAUGUUCUACCGUACAUAUCACUACAGAUCCUGAGCAAAACACAUUUGAGAUCCCUGCUCUGGGUUCUCUCUCUGCUACGAAGAGAUCUUGCUGUGUCACUACCAAAGCCUUGUUUUUCUGCAAGAAGUCUCCUGGCGUCAUUGUUUUAUUAUAUUUUUCUGAAAUGUCUCUAAGAUACUGUGCAUCUCAUAAUGUAAUAAGGAACUCCUUUUCUUUAAUUAAACUGGUGGUCUUAUACCCAG